AUGGCUGUGAACAUCCCAGGAGUGAUAGUGAUGCUGAUUUUCUACCUGCUGGUCCUCGGGACCGGGAUCUGGGCUUCUUUUAAGUCCAAGAGAGAACAGAAGAAAAGUGGAGCAGGAGAAAUGGAGAUGUCUCUGCUGGGGAACAGGAGGAUCAACUGGAUGGUCGGGAUCUUCACCAUGACAGGUGAUGAUGCCCCUCCCACUGUUACACGUGUAGAAAUUAAGUUCCUAAAUCGAUCUGUGUGGAAGCCACUGGAACAGAGCACCAUGGCUGUGAACAUCCCAGGAGUGAUAGUGAUGCUGAUUUUUUACCUGCUGGUCCUCGGGACCGGGAUCUGGGCUUCUUUUAAGUCCAAGAGAGAACAGAAGAAAACUGGAGCAGGAGAAAUGGAGAUGGCUCUGCUGGGGAACAGGAGGAUCAACUGGAUGGUGGGGAUCUUCACCAUGACAGCUACCUGGGUCGGAGGUGGAAUGAUUGUUGGCACAACUGAGAUGAUGUACACGCCCUCGAGAGGACUGAUCGAGGCAGCCAUCAUGCUUGUUGGAUACAGUACAUGUUUUAUUUUAUGUGGUCUGGUGUUUGCUAAACCGCUCAGAGAAAAAAACUGUGUCACCAUACUGGACCCUUUUAAUGAGAAGUAUGGAAAAGUUCUAACAGUUGGAGUGUCCAUCUUCACACUUCUUCUCGACUUCAUGAACCUGCCGCUUAUUCUUAUUGCUUUAGGAGGAACCAUGAGUGUUGUCCUUGAUGUGUCCUACACUGUGUGUGUCUGGAUCUCUGCUGCCAUUGCUAUCACCUACACACUGCUGGGAGGUCUCUACUCUGUGGCCUACACUGAUGUUGUACAGCUGAUCCUUAUGUUCACCAGUUUGUGGCUGUGUGUCCCAUUUGUUUUGAUGAACAGUAGCUGCUUGGACAUUGGCCACACACUGAUGAACAACACAUUACACGCCCCUUGGAUCGGCACAGCUGAACUUAAGAACACUUGGAUCAUGGUUGAUGAGUUCUUGUUUUUUGCCCUGGGGAGUCUGGGAUAUCAGUGUCUCCACCAGAGAACACUGGCUGUUUCUUCUUUAGCUACUGCCAAGGUCAUAAGUGUGAUUGCUGCUUUUCUCUUCAUUGUGAUCGUCACCGCUCCAGUACUGCUGGGAGCUGCUGCUGCAUCGACAGAUUGGAACACGACCUCCUAUGGUUCUCCGUCUCCAUAUGAACGUGGUGAGGCUGCUCUGAUCCUGCCAAUUCUCUUGCAGUUCCUCACCCCGUCCUUCAUCUCCAUCAUCGGUACUGGAUGUGUGGCUGCUGCUGUGAUGUCAUCAGCUGAUUCUCACUUGAUUUCUGCAGCUUCUAUCUUCACAUCCAACAUUUACAAGAACAUCCUGAGGCCAAAGGUUAAAAGUUGGUCAUCACAAAGGAAGGUUGCAAAGAAGGUUUUUCAGACUCUUUUUCUUUACCUCUGUUUUUAUCCUUUCUACCUUAGGCAGGAGACAGAGAGAUCCAGUGGGUGAUCCGUGCUUCCGUCUUUGUUGUGGGUUUGGUUGGUACAUCAUUGACCAGUCAGACCAACAGCACCUUAUUCUUUUGGUUUAUUGCUGCUGAAGUGGCCUACAUUCUGAUCUUCCCUCAGUUGGUCUGUGUCCUUUUCUUCAACAUCUCCAAUGGUUAUGGAGCUGUCGUAGGAUUUGUGG
Molecule: messenger RNA, 1686 nt
Organism: Cynoglossus semilaevis (tongue sole)
Lineage: Eukaryota; Metazoa; Chordata; Actinopteri; Pleuronectiformes; Cynoglossidae
Product: high-affinity choline transporter 1-like
Exons: 9
Coding region: 1-1506 (501 amino acids)
Biological process (GO): choline transport; transmembrane transport; acetylcholine biosynthetic process
Cellular component (GO): plasma membrane
Molecular function (GO): choline:sodium symporter activity
Source: RefSeq, a predicted model, not a curated record